Molecule: messenger RNA, 2947 nt
Organism: Laccaria bicolor S238N-H82
Lineage: Eukaryota; Fungi; Basidiomycota; Agaricomycetes; Agaricales; Hydnangiaceae
Product: coatomer protein
Exons: 17
Coding region: 11-2947 (978 amino acids)
Biological process (GO): intracellular protein transport; intra-Golgi vesicle-mediated transport; endoplasmic reticulum to Golgi vesicle-mediated transport
Cellular component (GO): COPI vesicle coat; cytoplasm
Molecular function (GO): structural molecule activity
Source: RefSeq, a predicted model, not a curated record
GUCCUCGACGAUGUCUUCCUCGGAUUCAUCAUGUUACACGGUCGUAUUCGAGUCCAGCGCCGAGUAUCCGUCGGCCUCCGAGCUGCGCUCAGGCCUGGAGAAGGGUUCUGACGAGGUCAAAAUCGACACGUUGCGCAAAAUCAUCAUUUCGACCAUCAAUGGCAACCCCCAACCAACAUUAAUGAUGCCUAUCAUCCAAUUCGUCAUGCCUUCACGGAACAAGCAACUGAAGAAGCUCCUGCACUUUUACUGGGAAGUGUGUCCGAAAUAUGACGAGAAUGGGAAACUGAAGCAGGAGAUGAUACUUGUUGUGAACGCCAUUCGAAACGAUCUUCAACAUCCCAACGAAUACAUUCGCGGCGCGAGUCUGCGUUUCCUCCAGAAGAUCGCGAAAGACGCCGAGCUUCUAGAACCACUAAUACCCACUUGUAGAUCAUGUCUCGAGCACCGCCAUUCCUACGUCCGCAAAAACGCAGUGUUCGCCCUCUACUCCAUCCACCACGAAUUCGAACAUCUUAUACCCGAUGCCGCGGAGCUCAUGUACACCUUCCUCAUUGCCGAAUCUGAUUCGACAUGCAAGCGGAAUGCUUUCGUCUUCCUUGCCCAUUGCUCAAUGCCCAAAGCUGUGGAAUACAUCCUGAGCAUUUACGAGACGAUCCCGGCGCUCGACGAGGGGCUUCAAAUGAGCAUUAUCGAGAUCAUUAGAUUGGACUGCAAGAACGACUCGGCGCAUAGGUCAAGAUACAUUCGCUGCAUCUUUGAGCUACUUAACGCUCCUUCCCACGCCGUCAAAUAUGAAGCUGCCACCACCCUCACCACUCUCACCCAAAAUCCGGCGGCUAUCAAAGCGGCCGCAUCCUGCUUCAUCACGCUGGUCAUCAAAGAGUCGGAUAACAAUGUCAAGCUUAUCGUGUUGGACCGACUGGACACCCUUCGCUCGAAACAUGGGCAUGUUCUAGAUGGCCUUAUCAUGGACGUCCUUCAAAUCCUGACCAGUGCUGACAUGGAGGUCCGGCGAAAGGCAAUUAGCAUCGUCUUGAGCAUGACUUCCAGUAGAAACGUGGAAGAGGUCGCCUUGUUCCUCAAGAAGCAGCUGCAAAAGACACAGGAGGCGGAUUUCGACAAGGCCGCCGACUACCGACAACUCCUGAUCCAAUCGAUCCACGUCAUGGCCAUCAAGUUCUCCGAAGUGGCUGCCAGCGUCGUCCAUGCGCUGAUGGACUUCCUCGGAGACUCAAACAACCCCAGUGCGCUUGACGUAGUCUCUUUUGUUCGGGAGGUAGUUGAGAAAUUCCCUCGUCUUCGAGCAACGAUUUGCGAGAAAUUGAUCUCGACGCUCCCCGAAAUCAAGUCAGGCAAAGUCUUCCGAGGCAUCCUUUGGAUUCUUGGGGAAUACGUCGAGUCCGUUGCCGACAUUCAAAGCACUAUGCAGGAGAUUCGAAAGGUGCUAGGGGAGAUUCCGAUCUUGGCUUCUGAACAGAGAUUGUUGGAUGCAGCAGCUGGUGUGGACGGAGCCGGAGACGAGGCGAGUGAUAAAGAGAAGCCCAAGGCUGAUGGUGCCAGUAGGCCCAAAGUGUUGGCGGAUGGGACGUAUGCAACUGAAACGGCGUACACGAGCACUACCGCCGCGAGGCUGGAGGCUGUGAAGGCCGCUGCGAAGCCCCCUCUACGAACCUUAAUCCUGGGUGGCGACUUUUUCACUGGCUCCGUUCUUGCUGUUGCCUUGACGAAGCUAGUUUUGCGUUUCGAUGACAAGUCACAGGACCCUUCUGCCUCAAAUAUUCUUCGCGCUGAGGCCAUGCUGAUCAUGACCUCGAUCAUCCGCGUUGGUCAAACCAAGUUUGUCACGGUCCAGAUUGACGAGGACUCCAACGAACGUAUCAUGUCUUGCAUUCAAACCCUGAGUGAACUCAAGUCGCAGCCUGCUGUUCACGAAGCGUUCUUGGAGGACACCCAAGCAGCGUAUACGAAGAUGCUGGGUGCUCAAGAGAAACGCGCUGCUGAAAAGAAGGAAUCCGAGACGACGAAAGCUGUUGUUGUCCAAGUUGACGAUCUGUUGACUUUCCGCCAGUUUUCCAAAAAGACGGCGGAUGAUGCCAUCGAUUAUGAUGAGGAUGUCGGCAGGGCCACUGGCUCUGCUGAAGUCCAGGAGGACUUUAUGUCGAACCUUAGCCGUAUCUCGCAGCUUACUGGCUUCUCGGACCCCAUCUACGCGGAAGCCUACGUCAAGAUGCAUGGUUUCGAUAUCCUUCUUGAUGUUUUGCUCGUCAAUCAGACAGGUAACACCUUGCAGAACCUCUGCUUGGACUUUGCUACUCUUGGGGACCUCAAGAUUGUCGAGCGCCCUGCGGUGUAUACCAUCGCCCCUCACGGCUUCCAAAGCAUCAAAGCCACCAUCAAGGUUUCGUCGACGGAGACUGGCGUCAUCUUCGGCAGCAUCCUAUGGGAAGGACAGAAUAUGGCUGAGGCUUGCGUUAUCCUCAACGAUAUCCACAUCGACAUCAUGGACUACAUCAAACCCGCGUACUGUACCGAGCAUCAAUUCCGUAGCAUGUGGACCGAGUUCGAAUGGGAGAACAGAGUCAAUGUUAACUACCCUCUAUCCGACCCCCGUGAAUACCUGAAGCAUGUCAUGAAAACGACCAACAUGUCCUGCCUCACACCAGAAGGCGCCACUUCAGGGGAAUGCGACUUCCUCUCCGCGAACAUGUAUGCUCGCAGUCUUUUUGGUGAGGACGCCCUGGCGAACUUGAGUGUGGAGCGGACGGAGGCGGGCACGAUUACGGGUCAUGUUCGUAUUCGGAGUAAAACGCAGGGCAUUGCCCUCUCUUUGGGUGACCGCAUUACGAUGGGUAAGUUUUCAGCUUCUCCAGCAGGAGAGUGGAUUCGCUUAUAUGGAUUGUUUUCGAUUGUAGCUCAGAAGGAUAAUAAGGCCCUUCCUGUAUAA